AUGUAAAUUCAAAAGUCCAGUUUCUCAACACAUUUUCAUUAAAUAUCUCCUCCAUUCUUAAUAACAAAACGAAUAAAAUCAGAAGGCUAAGAUUUUUUAACUGAAUUAGAUUUGAAUGCUCAAAAUUCCAUUAAAAAAAGGAUGCAGAAUAGUGAACUUUAAAUGACUGAGGCAAAUCACAAAUUGAUUCCAAGUAAUAUCAUUUUAGAACAUAGAAUAAAAAAUGAACAUUCAAGUAAGGAAGAAGGUUAUCAGAACUAAAUAACCCUCUUUGCCUUAUCUCAAGCUUGAUAAUAAAUAAUAUUAUGAUAAAUGGUACAUCCCUUAUGAUCAAAGAUAUAUUGCAAAAGUUAAUUUAGCUUAAGAAUAAUAUCAAGGUAAUUACUAUGAUAUCAUAGAUCCAUAUCAUUUUUAUAAAAAUAUGCAUAUAGGAGCUGCAUAAUUCAAUCCAUUUGAAAAAUAAUUACCAAAAGAUCUUGAAAGAAAUAUUGAAUACAAGCAUAGAUCAGACAUAUUAAAGGAAAUGUUGAAAGGCUAGAAAAUGAUUUAUGAAUUCAGAAAGUAUAUCACUUGCUUUAUAUGAAGAUCUUUGGAGUCAAAUCAAUAACGUAUUCCAUAAUUUAUAAAGAAAAUAAUGGAAGAUAAGAAAAAUCCACUUUAAAAGUAGUAAUGA
Molecule: messenger RNA, 673 nt
Organism: Paramecium primaurelia
Lineage: Eukaryota; Ciliophora; Oligohymenophorea; Peniculida; Parameciidae
Source: the annotation of a GenBank genome assembly